Messenger RNA from Sitodiplosis mosellana (orange wheat blossom midge), 2969 nucleotides. RefSeq lists its product as uncharacterized. The record is from RefSeq and is a predicted model, not a curated record. The transcript is spliced from 6 exons. NCBI's taxonomy places the organism in Eukaryota, Metazoa, Arthropoda, Insecta, Diptera, Cecidomyiidae. The coding region runs from base 297 to 2510 and encodes 737 amino acids. Gene Ontology annotation, biological process: double-strand break repair via nonhomologous end joining; protection from non-homologous end joining at telomere; interstrand cross-link repair. Gene Ontology annotation, molecular function: damaged DNA binding; 5'-3' DNA exonuclease activity.
UGAUGGAUGCUUUACACGUUUUUGUCUUACAGGAAUGCAAUUGGAAUCGACAACAGGGUAAAAGAGUGCAAACACGUUGUUUCAUGUCAAACAGUUAACCGUGAACAUUUUGGAAUGUCAACCGUAACAUACAGAUGCGUUGUUUGAACUCAAAUUUGCGUUAAUAACUGCAUUUAGAAUGUUUUAAUUGCUUGUUUGCAACAGAGAAUUUUGAACUUUAAUUUUUGAAUCCUUUUUUAAUACGGUUGCUUUUGUGAAGAAAAAAAAGAAGUGAAUUACGAUCGUAAAACGGGAAAAUGGUGCGCGAACGACGCAAAUCGUUCUAUGAAGCUAUUCGGCGUAUUGCCGAUUUAACAUUAAUUCCUUCACAAUCAACGAUUGUUGAAUCUCCGAAAAGGAAAAUAGCACGUCGACAAGAGCCGCCAAAACCACCCCGAAGAAGCAAUCGUUUGCGUGGUAUUCAUGUGGCCGAAUCAAGUCUGAACAUCCCAAUUCGUCGUCAAACUCGUUCGAAUAAAACUCAAACCAAUUCAACAAAUGUUGCAAAUGCCGCACAACAACCGAGAAAAAUUCAAUGUCGACGGGUCACAGUGGCAUUGGAACGAAUGAGCACCCAAACAAUGAACGAAAUGCUCGGUAUUGAAAAUUCAACCGUACCACCUUUUAGUCCACCUGCACUAGCCGCAAGCAUUGUUCAUGUUUCGCCGAGAAGAAUCGCAACUCGACGAUGUACGGUCAAUCUUGAACGCAUGGAUUUAUCGAGCUAUCGAGUGCUGCCGCCAAUUGAGGAAAGUGUGCAUGAAGAUCAACCUGAGCAGCAAGAUGAAUUAGUUGUUGAGCAGCCAGAAUUGGAAAUUGAACUAUCAUCAGCACCAACACCAGCUAUUGAGUUACCGUUACAAGAUAUCGAGCUCCGUGGACUAGAUGAUUCCGAUAUUAUUAUGCAAAUGGAAGACUUGCCGGUUGAAGAUGUGGCGAUUGAAGAAGACGUGUCAGUGGACACAUUAACCGAAACUGAAGCCGUUGCAGAAAUAUUGGUCGAUACGAUGAGCUCCUUUGGAUUAUUUCAACUAGGAUUGCCACGACCGUCAACACCGACACCACCACCAAGACAACGAACAUCAUUGGAUGCACCGUUGACACCAGGCAAAAUUGUCGAUGAAAUGAUGGACACAGACUCCGAACAUUCACAGGAUUGCAUCGUUUCAUUGAGUCGAAUGAAUUUGAGUGUGGAUACGGAUAGCGAAGUUCUUGCUUCCACUUAUUUUCAUUUGCCGUCCGAAACUUCUCUGCGGCCGUGUCGAGCUCUAGUUCCAUUUCGGAAUCGACACCAACAAUCAUCACAAACCGAAACCAUGAUUUCGUGGACUCCUCAUGGGAGCAUUUCGCAAGAUUCGAUUGCAGUCGAAUGUUCACAGUCAAUGAGUGACAUUUUUUGUGACCAAACUGGCAUCGUCGAGCCCAAAAAAGGAUUCAUCGAUUCCGAUCGCAUUUCGUAUGGUGCUAUUGUCAAAUACCGAACGGACACAUUCGCUGUUAAUUGUUUCGAUCACGGUGAUGACACAAUUCGAUACCAUUUUUUGAGCAAAUUCUGUCGAUCCUAUUGUGCCGCUCUGAAUUCACAGUUUACCGGCAAAUUGUGCACAACGAAAACAACAGCUCGAUUGAUGGUCAAAUACUCCCAUGUUGACGAAAGUCAAAUUCGUAUUCUGGAAUACGGUGUAAAGACGACAAUCGGAAAUGUCAAUGUAACCGCAAUUCAAGUGCCAAAUUUCCCUGGUGCAGCAUUGUUUUUGUUUGAGGCAAAAGACGAGAAAACGAUCGUUCAUGUUGCAAAUUUUCGGCUGAUAAAUGAGCUCGAGUCAGAUGCAUCGCUGUUAAACAGCAAAAUUGACGAUAUUCGAUUUGAUGAAUCGAUUUUAUCUGGCCUAUUUUAUCAAUCUCCACGCAGCACUGACCGUUACAUGGAUCUAAUGGCUGCCACGGCGAAAUUUUUGCACAUAAGUCGUCAAAGUGGACUCAGUCAUUUGAUCGUACUUGGUGCGGUUGAAAUUGGCAUGGAAUUUUUGAUAUAUCGAUUGACCAAAAAUUUUGACGGUAAAGCGUAUGUGAGUCCAGAACGUCGUGCAUUUUUGGAUUGUAUGAAGUUAGACUAUGAUCGAGACACGCUAAUUCGGAAAUUGAGUCUUCGUGAAAUAUUAGUCUCAAACCCAGAUGAUGCACUCAUUCAUGUGCUUCCAGUCGAUGAUAUUACACUGGAGAAACUGAUGAAUUACAAGGAAAUUAAGAACUAUGUGCGAGUUUUGGGCAUUCGGCCGCGUGGCUGUGAUGCUGUUUUGCAGACUGUGGUCGACGGUGUUGUCGAGAUCGUGGAUGUAGCGAAUCCAUUGAUUGGGGACUUGGACGAGUAUGAGCGAUUCGUUCGUGUGCACACAAACGAUCAUGCCAUAGAGCCAAUCGAUCAUGGCGAGCGGUCGAAGAAUUCAGUGGUCGUAGAAGAAUUAGAAUAAGAAGACAAAUCCGGUAAUAGUUUGGGUCAUGAGCAAUGCUCAUUGAGCAUGUAAGUCAUUCGUUUUGUUUGAAAAGUGAAAGUAAUUUGAAAUCUCAGAAGGAAAACAAAAAUGUUUACCCAUUGUCACACCAACUAACUUUAAUAUAUUUUGGUGCGGUAAUCAUAUGAAGUCCAUUAUAAUAUUGAUACUGGUUUUUGUGCGACGGCGCAAACCCACAGUUGCGUAUGUUUGUGUCUCAAUGAAAAUAUAUCGUAUUUUAUGGCUCUCUCGUUGGUAACUUUCUCCGAAAUGUUUAAUGAGAUAUGUCGAAAAUGCGACACACCAAAUGGAAUGUAAACAAAACGCACGGUGUCUUGAGUGUAUUAGUGCGUCAUUGUACUCAUUUUUUCAAAUAUCAUUCAACAAAGUGAUAUUGCAAUUUGUUGAAACAAGAAAAUAAAAACCAAUUAGUCAAUA